Trichoderma atroviride IMI 206040 is the source of this 723-nucleotide messenger RNA. Lineage: Eukaryota; Fungi; Ascomycota; Sordariomycetes; Hypocreales; Hypocreaceae. The record is from RefSeq and is a predicted model, not a curated record.
CCUCUCCCCGGAACCAGUGGAAAGCACCCGAUUUCCGAGGCCCUUGGCACCGCCCUGACGGGAGGAAAGUCCAUGGCAGGCACCAAGGGCUACUUGGCGUCCUACAUCAAGGAGCUCGAGGCCAACCCUCUGCGCACCAAGAUGCUCACGGCUGGUACACUCGCCGGAGCUCAGGAGCUUCUCGCCUCGUGGCUGGCCAAGGACCGCAACAAGCAUGGCAACUACUUUACCUCUCGCGUCCCCAAGAUGGCCGCCUACGGAGCUUUGGUCAGCGCUCCUCUGGGUCACUUUCUCAUCUGGCUCCUCCAGAAGCUCUUCAAGGGUCGCGUUAGUCUGCGCGCCAAGAUUACGCAGAUUGUCGUCAGCAACCUGGUGAUUGCACCUAUCCAGAACAGCAUCUACCUGGUCGCCAUGGCUCUCAUUGCCGGCGCUCGAACAUUCCACCAGGUUCGCGCCACCGUCAAGGUCGGCUUCUGGAGAGUCAUGCGCAUCUCCUGGCUCACCUCCCCCAUCUGCCUGGCCUUUGCCCAGCAGUUCCUCCCUGACGAGCUUUGGGUCCCCUUCUUCAACUUGGUCUCCUUCGUCAUUGGUACCUACAUCAACACCCUCACCAAGAAGAAGCGUCUCGCAGCCCUGCGUAAGAAGCACUACGGUGACACCCGCGAUAUGGGCCGCCCUGGUCCUGAGGACUAUCCUCCCCCUCCCCACAUGGGACCGAACCCC